Colletotrichum phormii is the source of this 432-nucleotide messenger RNA. RefSeq lists its product as uncharacterized. Lineage: Eukaryota; Fungi; Ascomycota; Sordariomycetes; Glomerellales; Glomerellaceae. The transcript has a single exon. The coding region runs from base 92 to 340 and encodes 82 amino acids. The record is from RefSeq and is a predicted model, not a curated record.
GGAACAGGGCUGGGGCUGGGGCUGUCACCCACGCUGCUGGAAAAGACUCAAAAAGAGAGAGACAGAGCGGAGGAAGACGGUGAGAAUCUGGAUGGUGUUCAAUCUCCAAGGGGCGUGGGAUAUGUGUGGUGAGCGGGGGCGCCGCUUAACCUCCGUAGGCUGUUUGACAUUGAGGUCAAGUUUCCCCCGGGUGGGUUCCCUAUCUUUUUUUUCCCUCUCGCCCGCUCUCAUCCUCUCCUUCUCCAAAUUCCCUCUGAACUCUUUCGGGACCCUGGUCCGCAACUCCCACACAGUCUAUACUUCCUAUUCGGGAAUACAUGCUCAGGUUCUUACAGAUUGACAUUGACGGGAUGACAGAGCUGGAGCUCUGGCCGAUGAUGCUGAUCAAUCACCAAGCCCACUAAGAAACGAAUACUCUGAACGACCUCCUUA